This is a messenger RNA of Pimephales promelas (fathead minnow), 1086 nucleotides long. The record is from RefSeq and is a predicted model, not a curated record. Lineage: Eukaryota; Metazoa; Chordata; Actinopteri; Cypriniformes; Leuciscidae.
GAGUUUACAAACUUUCCAUCGGGACAGAAACUUUGCCAGCGGACGCAGGAAAGUUACGGAGCGCAGAAGGAAUAAUCUCCGGGAAAAAAAAAAAAAACACUCAAUGCGGGACAACAUGACACACACUCCUUUAGCUUUAUGACAACUUUUUAAAGACUUUUAAAAGCUUUUAAAGUCGUCAGAAACAACUUUUACCAAAGAAAGAAAAGAAAAGAAAAGAAAGAAGGAACAGGCCCAACCAAAGAAGUUCCUACAGGAUUUUCGCAGGCCAUUUUUUUCCGCGAAUACUUGGGCUUGUUUGUUAUUGUCUGACACACGAUGAGCGGCAACCCUCUCCAGCCGUUACCGGGCCAGCAGGUCAUCCAUGUCGCCAAAGACCUUGACACGGACCUGGAGGCUCUCUUCAACUCCGUCAUGAACCCCAAGCCCAGCAGCUCCUGGAGGAACAAGCAUCUGCCCGAGUCGUUCUUCAAGGAGCCGGACUCGGGCUCGCACUCUCGGCAGUCCAGCACGGACUCGGGCGGCCUCCCCCCGCGGCUCCAGGCGACGCACGUCCGCUCGCACUCCUCCCCGGCGUCGCUGCAGCUGCCCGCGGGCGCGCUGGGCGUCCCGAACCCCGCUCGGCACCACUCGCACAUCCGACACCAGUCCUUCGACGUGGCCGAGGAGCUGCCGCUACCCCCGGGCUGGGAGAUGGCCUACACCCCCAAUGGACAGAAGUACUUUCUCAACCACAUUGAGAAGAUCACCACAUGGCAUGACCCCAGGAAGAACCUGACCCCCUCGGUGACCCAGAUGGGUCUGCACAAUCAAGCCUCUACUAACGGCAACAUACAGCAGCGCUCCAUGGCCCUCUCUCAACCCAACCUCGGACAGUUGCCCGAGGCUUGGGAGCAGGCUGUCACCCCUCAGGGAGAAACAUACUUCAUUGACCACAAAACCCAGAGCACCUCAUGGCUGGACCCGCGGGUGGGUGAGUACUCCCUUCUCGAGUUCCUGGAGUCCAAUCAGCCCAGUAGCUUGAUCCAGUCAUUUAAUUCUUCCACAUCCUGCCGCCCCACUCAAAUCCCACAGUCCCAUUCUUGA